Messenger RNA from Symbiodinium natans, 345 nucleotides. The record is from the annotation of a GenBank genome assembly. NCBI's taxonomy places the organism in Eukaryota, Dinophyceae, Suessiales, Symbiodiniaceae.
AUGUGGCGUAUGGCGAGGCCUACCCAAUCCAACCAUACACUGCACAUGGCAGUUCUGCUGAAGCGCACAGAGAAAAAGCUUGCGGGUGAGGCGAAAGAGACUCAGAAAUUGAAGGACAGAAUGUCCUCGCAAGAUGGACCUGAGCAGGCUGAAAAGCUGAAAGAAGAGCUGGAGAAGUGGAAGCGAGAAGCAGGGACUCUAAGGAAGCAGGUUGAGGCCAUUCAGAAGCAGGCGACAAACCAAGCGACGGAGUAUAUGCGGCUCGAUACAGAGAACAGAUCCCUUCGGUCCCAGCUGGCAGACUUUGACAUCCUUCUGAACGGGCAGCAGAAGAAGGCAUCAUAA